CAACUGGCAUUUGGCAUAUGUGACAGUCCGGCAAAAUAAGCAACAAUGUUUUUUUUUAUAAUUGUGCUGUAGAAACUUUUAAAAUUUGAACAUAAUGUUCCAGCGGUUAAUUUGUAAUUUUGAACUCAAAUUAUCUAGUAAACAAGCAAAUAUAUUAUUUAGAGUGCCAUUGAAAAAUAACUUAUGUCAUCAAUGUGGAUUCAGGUUAUAUGGGCAGAAGGCAGCUGUCUUACGAAAUUGUUACAAUAGAACUUUUCCUGAUAGAUUUGGGAUUUACAACCUUCGGUUGAGGUACUACACGAGCCAGGUGGACGUGCAGAAAAAGAACGAUCAUAUAGAGAAGCUAAAAGACCAAGCAACGUUAGCAACGUCGAAAAAAAUCAAUGCCAAAUUAAAGCCCUCAGAAAUAAAGCGCUUGUUUGGACUCGCUGAACCUGAAAAAUGGACUCUUACAGCUGCUAUAGGCUUCCUAAUAGUAUCAUCCAGCGUGACAAUGGCAGUGCCAUUCUCAUUAGGCAAAGUUCUAGAUAUAAUAUACAGCAGCACAAGCGAUCUGGGAGCCGCGCGAGAGAAGCUAGAUGCACUGUGCCUGAUGCUAUGUGGAGUGUUUCUAGUUGGAGGUCUUUGCAAUUUCGGCAGGGUAUACCUCAUGUCCAUAUCAGGUCAGAGGAUGACACAGGCCCUUCGAAAGCAGGUGUAUGGAGCUAUAAUGCGACAAGAAGCCGCAUGGUUCGGCAAAACGUCGACAGGAGAGUUAGUAAAUAGACUGUCGGCCGACACACAGCUGGUCGGCCGUAACCUUAGUCAAAAUGUAAGCGAUGGACUUCGAUCCCUGUUCAUGGUGGGAGCCGGCACUGGGAUGAUGUUCUAUAUGUCACCAUCGCUGGCGCUUAUCGGCUUGUGCGUGGUACCUCCAGUAUCAGUACUCGCUGUCAUAUACGGACGUUUUGUUAGAGGUAUCACAAGGCAACUUCAGGACUCGCUCGCCGAGACAAGUGAGUUGGCUGAAGAGAAAAUUUCCAAUAUAAAGACAGUGAAAGCCUUUAGCAAAGAGCAAAAUGAAUGCGAGUCAUACGGGCAGAGAAUCGAAAAUGUUUUAAAAUUGGCCUACAAAGAAUCGUUGGCAGUCGGCAGCUUCUACGGUUUGACUGGGCUCUCGGGGAACACGAUAAUAAUUCUCGUGCUGUAUUAUGGAGGCAGUAUGGUUGCUACAGAACAGCUAAGCGUGGGCAACCUUACGUCGUUUCUCUUGUACGCGGCAUACGUCGGCAUAAGCAUAGGCGGCCUGAGCAGUUUCUACACUGAACUGAACAAAGGCAUGGGCGCAGCCACGAGGUUAUGGGACAUCAUUGAUCGGGAGCCUCAAAUACCUGUUGCUGGUGGGCUAAGGCCAACCGAAAGGCCGAAAGGUGAAAUAAUAUUAGAGAAUAUACAUUUCUCAUACUCUGGUGCGCCUUUGAUAAAAGGCUUAGAUUUACACUUACUGCCGGGCAAGUCGGUGGCGCUAGUGGGCAGGUCUGGGUGCGGCAAGAGUACGAUAGCCUCGCUUAUACUGAGGCUCUAUGAUCCAGAGCAAGGCAGAGUAUUACUCGACGGUGUGGAUAUUAAAGAGCUGGACCCGCUUUGGUUGCGAAGUCAUGUCGGUUAUGUGAGUCAGGAACCUGUAUUAUUUAGUGGAUCUAUUAAGGACAAUAUAUUGUACGGUGCUUUGGACGAAUACGAGGUCGACGACGAAUCGCUGGACAAAAAGAAGGAGCCGGCGUGGUUAUCAGCGGCUCGCACGGCGCAUCUGCACGAGCUGGUGGUGGCCACGGCCGACGGCUGGGACCGGCAGGUCGGCGCCCGCGGCGGACAGCUCAGCGGCGGACAGAAGCAACGCGUCGCCAUCGCUAGGGCUAUUGUUAAGAAUCCAAAAAUCCUCAUACUAGACGAAGCUACCUCUGCACUAGAUACGUAUUCUGAAUAUUUAGUUGAUAAAGCUCUGAAGGAAAUCAGCAGAGACCGAACGGUACUUACAAUAGCCCACAGGCUCAGCACUAUUCAGUCGGCGGAUGAAGUUGCCGUCUUAGAAAAAGGAGUUAUCGUAGAAAGAGGCACUUAUGCUGAGCUUAUAGCGAAAAAGGGUGGUUUCUUCCAAGAACUAAUCACACAUCAGACAUUCGCUUCCAAAUCAAGGGAAAAUAGAGACAUGCAAAACACAUAGCAAUGAACAAAAUAUUAGUGUUGCCCUAAAAUAUUUGGAAAAAUAAUAUCAGAUCAUAUAUUUUUUUAAAUUACUUUUCUUUAUUAGAUUAUAAAGAGUGGCUGAUGGGAAUUACAAGAAUUAAGAAUUUAAAUUGUAUCUUAAUUAUUUUAUAAUUUGCAACACUGCCAUUUUUAAACGCGGCUUACACUUUAAGGAAAUUAAGUUCAAUCAAUGUCUACACGAAAAUUUUCUUUGCGUAAUAAUUAUAGAUUCCGAUAACAAUCAACAAAAUAAAUGCAAUACUGUCAUGUUGGAGUUAUAUGCAUAAAACCAGCAUAGUUUUAUUUGAAUAAGUAUUAUGGCUUACAUUGAUAUUCGCUUUAAAUAAAUAACCAAUAAAAUACUUGACAUAAUUGGUUAUUAUUUGGUGGGGUAUUGCAAUAAUGACUAAUCAUUGUACCAAGAGUGGUGGGUAUUAUGAAUUUUGCCCGCUAUUUGAUAUAAAUCGCGUAAAAUAAAACCAUUAGACCGCUUAGACAAAUCUACAUUCGUUGAAAUGUACUAUCUUAGUAAUUAGAUACAUUGUGUUAUUAAAACAUUCAGAUUUUAUCACAAUUAUUAUAAAUAGCCACGUAUUAUGUAUAUAAAAGUAUUUUGAGCUAUUCUGGAAUUUUGUGAUAUGUAAAGGUGAUUUAGGUUGAUGUUAACAUGCCAUGGUUACGGAACAAAAUGUGCUUAUAUUUCCUAUUUAUUAUGUGUUCAAAUGUUGAAUGUUUAUGAAUGUACCUAGAAUGUUUUAAAUUGUAAAGUUACAACGGGUAAUGUGAUGUUUUGACACAAAUAAAAUGGUUGUUAUUAUUUAA
Messenger RNA from Manduca sexta (tobacco hornworm), 3048 nucleotides. Its product is annotated as ATP-binding cassette sub-family B member 10, mitochondrial. Gene Ontology annotation, biological process: transmembrane transport. Gene Ontology annotation, cellular component: membrane. The record is from RefSeq and is a predicted model, not a curated record. Bases 95 to 2203 code for a protein of 702 amino acids. Gene Ontology annotation, molecular function: ATP binding; ABC-type oligopeptide transporter activity; ATP hydrolysis activity. The transcript is spliced from 10 exons. Lineage: Eukaryota; Metazoa; Arthropoda; Insecta; Lepidoptera; Sphingidae.